GGUCGAGUACAAUGAAAAGAAGAUUUUUGAGGUGAAGCUCAAGGAAAUGAAAUCUGCUGUGACGACUCAGAUAGCAGAAGAAGCUAAUAUUUCUGAAGUUAUAGAAACUGUCAAGCAACACGUCAAAGAUGCUAAACUGCCAGAUAUAGAAGUUGUGAGAAUUCUGUGGGAUGUCUUGAUGGAUGCUGUGCAGUGGUCUGGGAAGAAUCAACAGCAAAAUGCUAAUUCGGCCCUUCGCCAGGUGAAAACAUGGGCGCAACUGUUGAAUACAUUCUGCACAACAGGAAAGCUUGAAUUGGAGCUUAUAUACAAAGUCCAAGUUCAGUGCUAUGAGGAUGCUAAACUGAUGAAGUUGUUCCCAGAAAUUAUAAGGUCCCUCUAUGACCAAGAUGUGCUAGCAGAAGACACCAUUCUUCAUUGGUUCCGCAAGGGAACUAACGCCAAGGGCAGGCAAGCUCUUGUCAAGGCGCUGGAUCCCUUUGUUAAAUGGCUGGAGGAGGCAGAGGAAGAGGAAUGAUUUCUUCUGAUGCUGCGUGUCAGUUGAGAUGAUCUUUCCAGUUUUUCUUUUUAUUUUUCUGGAGAACUUAUUCCUCCUAAAUAUUUAAAAUAAUGGAUUCCAAAUUUUCACACGAAUUUACAUCUGUUUCCUUCAUGUUGUUAACUAAUUUGUUAUGACUUUUCUCAUUUGGAUCUUAAUUUCUUUAUUCUCA
Molecule: messenger RNA, 710 nt
Organism: Nicotiana tabacum (common tobacco)
Lineage: Eukaryota; Viridiplantae; Streptophyta; Magnoliopsida; Solanales; Solanaceae
Source: RefSeq, a predicted model, not a curated record